CUCGGGUACUGUACAGUCACUCCGAGCUAUCCCUGCUCCUUCAGGACUCCUGUUAUAGUAUUGAUUCUGAGGCGCUUUUUUGGCUCUUCCCAAGCGUUUCCCACAAUCUCCUCCGUUCUCAAAUUGCUUGGUUGGGUUGCAUAAAACCCUUUCCUUUCGGACUCUUUGGCCCUUGAGCUUCAGACACUUCUUCCGAUCUUAUCUGAUCAGAUUCAUCACCAUCACCACCCACCAUGACCAACGUCUUCGGUGUCCAAAUCUUCUUCAUAAUCUUUCGGGAAUGUCUCGAAGCAGUCAUCAUCGUCUCGGUGCUGCUUUCUUUCCUCAAGCAGAGCCUGGGUCAACCAGACCAGGACCCUGCCAUCUACAAACGGCUGAAACGUCAAGUAUGGACGGGUUCAUUAGGCGGCAUUGGUAUAGCCCUGAUCAUUGGAGGCGCCUUCAUCGGCGUCUUUUAUGGUUUGGGCCACGAUCUCUGGUCCCAGUCUGAAGACCUUUGGGAAGGCAUCUUCUACCUUAUUGCCAGCAUCAUCAUCACCGUCAUGGGUUUGGCCAUCCUCCGCAUCAACAAGACAAAGGAGAAGUGGAGGGUCAAGAUUGCACAGGCCCUUGUCGCAAAGAGCCAACACCGCGAUGCUGCCUCGAGGCUCGGUGAAUGGACCCGCCGGUACGCCAUGUUUCUUCUGCCCUUCGUCACCACUCUGCGAGAGGGUCUCGAGGCGGUUGUCUUUGUUGGUGGUGUCUCUCUUGGUCUCCCUGCAACCGCCUUUCCCAUUCCCGUCAUUACUGGCAUCCUGGCUGGUCUGCUUGUUGGCUACCUCAUCUACCGUGGAGGCAACUACAUGACCAUCCAGUAUUUCUUGAUCGCUUCCACCUGCGUCCUCUACCUCAUCGCGGCAGGCAUGUUCUCCAAGUCAAUCUGGAGCUUGCAAUUCUACAAAUUCGCACAGAUCGUCGGUGGUGACGUUGCCGAGUCUGGUGAUGGUCCUGGCUCAUACAACAUUGACCAGACCGUCUGGCAUGUCAAUUGCUGCAGUCCGCAACGCGACCAUGGAUGGGAUGUAUUCAACGCAAUCCUCGGCUGGCAAAACACUGCGACAUACGGCUCCGUCAUCUCCUACAACAUCUACUGGCUCUUCAUCAUGGUUUGCAUCUCUUGCAUGCUGUACGAAGAACGCACAGGCGCCCUUCCUCUUCAGAAGUCUUUCCUGAGAUUCCUGUCCAAGAUUCCAGGUUUCAAAAGCUAUGCCAACCGCAAGCUCACCACUCCCAAGCAGGAUGCUACCGAUAUCAUAAGCAAAGUGCAGGCCGAUACUUUCAGCCAUGGCGUUGAGGGACCUCUGACUGCAAAUUAGACUGCGGAGGGACAUCCCUUACAUCAGUCAACCGUCUGCUCGAUGUUGAAUGUUGUUUCGUUUGAAGCAGACGAUUUGUGAACCAGAGAAUCUGUUUCAGGAUUGUUCAAGAAGUGCUCAGAUCACGAGCACUCUUUCCGCCAUUCGUAGUGCUAGUAUGUUAUCUUUGCAAAAUGCAUAACUUAAAGGCAGUCACUCGGUCCAUACUCAAAUUCCAAGCGUCGGCAGGGAAACGGCCGUCGGAGCGUGAUUCUUACCAACUCGGACAGCCGUAUCAUCAUCCUCCGACAUCGCUAGGUCUGAUGCCUAUGAACCCAAAGCCCCCAUGCUCGAUGAGAAUGUCUUUGGAGAGCCUUGCCUGCCCAGGAAAAUACGACGUUUCUCGCUUGAGCCUGAAACCAUCUCAAAAACCAGUCUCACACCACAUUUGCCGGGAAUCCAGUAGGUUGCUUGAAGCUCACGACCAAGCAUUUCACUGCCCCCUCUUGGUUGUGGCCCGGCGUCUUAGCAGCAUAAGCUACCGAGACCCUGACCGGGAUGCGGACGACCCUCCCUGCCACGAGCAGAGCGGAGCAACUUGGAAGGUGGAGGACUCUCUCUCCCGCGAUUCCCAAGUCCGAGGAGCUGCUGACUAGAGUGGUUUUUUACGACCCACCCACCCACCUCUACAGACUGCGUUGAUCCUCGCCUGACUUCUUCCUGCAUAUGGGCAGACGAUUUCGGUCUUUUAUCUGAUGAUCUCGUCUCCCGUCCUCGGGUUCUGGACUCGCUUGAGAGGUUCCAUCCACACCUCAAUGCGUGAGAAUGGUUGGUUGGUCGAUCGUGGUCUGAUUUCUCUUUACGAAUGAUCGAGACAAGUAUCAUCUUAUCUGAUGGAAGUAGUACCGGCC
Exophiala xenobiotica is the source of this 2245-nucleotide messenger RNA. RefSeq lists its product as uncharacterized. NCBI's taxonomy places the organism in Eukaryota, Fungi, Ascomycota, Eurotiomycetes, Chaetothyriales, Herpotrichiellaceae. Gene Ontology annotation, molecular function: ferrous iron transmembrane transporter activity. The transcript has a single exon. Bases 234 to 1355 code for a protein of 373 amino acids. The record is from RefSeq and is a predicted model, not a curated record. Gene Ontology annotation, biological process: iron ion transmembrane transport. Gene Ontology annotation, cellular component: high-affinity iron permease complex; plasma membrane.